AUGUCGAACUUGUCAAAACUUGAGUUUGUGGCACUUGAUAUUUCUGGAAAGAACUAUCUAUCAUGGGUUUUCGAUGCUGAGAUUCACUUAGCUACUAAAGGCCUUGGUAACACCAUUACUCAUGGUAAUGAGGCAUCAAGACAGGAAAAAGCGAAGACCAUGAUUUUCCUUCGUCAUCAUUUGGAUGAAGGUUUGAAGGUUGAAUAUUUAACAGUGAAAGAUCCACUUGAAUUGUGGAGUGGUCUGAAGGAAAGGUAUGAUCACUUUAAGGCUACGCAAUACUGUGAAAGGGAUUUUAAAAGGUAUUCUAAAUUGAUCUCAUGCCUUCUGGUGGCUGAGCAACAUAAUACCCUUUUGCUGAAAAAUCAUGAAGCCCGUCCCACAGGGUCAGUUCCGCUUCCUGAAGCGAAUAUGAUAGCUAGACGUGAUAAGUCUGGAAAAAGACAGAAUAAUAAUCAUGGCCACAUGAAUGUACGUGGGCAUGACAAUGGUAAGAGACGAUAUAAUAGUCGUCAUCGCGGUGGUCAUGGCAAACGAGAAAAUAAUAUGAGUUCUCGAAACAAUCCUUCACGAGGCAAAAGCGGUAACUUCUACCGCUGUGGCAUAAAAGGUCAUUGGAAAAUUGAAUGCCGUGCACUUGAGCAUUUUGUCAGACUUUAUCAAAACUCCUUUAAAAGAAAGGCAAAUAAUGUUGAAGCAUCUUCUGUUAAUGCUCCAGUGGAGUCACAUUUGACCUUUAAAAAUGAUUUUGAGGCAGGGCCUUCAAACAAAAAUGAUGACAAUGCCGAGGCAAAUCUUGCUUUGAAUGAUGAUGAUUUUCAAGGUCUCGAUGAUAUUACUCAUUUGGAAGUUGAAGACUUCUUUGGAGAUCAAAACUAA
This is a messenger RNA of Nicotiana tabacum (common tobacco), 879 nucleotides long. The record is from RefSeq and is a predicted model, not a curated record. Lineage: Eukaryota; Viridiplantae; Streptophyta; Magnoliopsida; Solanales; Solanaceae.